Messenger RNA from Nomascus leucogenys (northern white-cheeked gibbon), 1944 nucleotides. RefSeq names its product solute carrier family 7 member 10 (gene SLC7A10). Gene Ontology annotation, molecular function: L-amino acid transmembrane transporter activity; neutral L-amino acid transmembrane transporter activity. Gene Ontology annotation, biological process: D-serine transmembrane transport; amino acid transmembrane transport; D-alanine transmembrane transport. Gene Ontology annotation, cellular component: membrane. Lineage: Eukaryota; Metazoa; Chordata; Mammalia; Primates; Hylobatidae. The record is from RefSeq and is a predicted model, not a curated record.
AGUCCCGGGCCCAGCGCCAGCGCAUGCGCCCGCCUGUGGGCGCUGUCCCGGCUGCGAGGGCCGUGAGCUCACGGACCGACGGACCGACGGGGGGCCGGCCGGACAGACGGGGCAGCGCAGGGAGCGGGGAAGCGGCGGGACAGCGACAUGGCCGGCCACACGCAGCAGCCGAGCGGGCGCGGGAACCCCAGGCCUGCGCCCUCGCCCUCCCCAGUCCCAGGCCCCGUCCCCGGCGCCUCGGAGCGGGUGGCGCUCAAGAAGGAGAUCGGGCUGCUGAGCGCCUGCACCAUCAUCAUCGGGAACAUCAUCGGCUCGGGCAUCUUCAUCUCACCCAAGGGGGUCCUGGAGCACUCGGGCUCCGUGGGUCUGGCCCUGUUCGUCUGGGUCCUGGGUGGGGGUGUGACGGCUCUGGGCUCCCUCUGCUAUGCAGAGCUGGGAGUCGCCAUCCCCAAGUCUGGCGGGGACUACGCCUACGUCACAGAGAUCUUCGGGGGCCUGGCUGGCUUUCUGCUGCUCUGGAGCGCCGUGCUCAUCAUGUACCCCACCAGCCUUGCUGUCAUCUCCAUGACCUUCUCCAACUACGUGCUGCAGCCCGUGUUCCCCAACUGCAUCCCCCCCGCCGCAGCCUCCCGGGUGCUGUCCAUGGCCUGCCUGAUGCUCCUGACAUGGGUGAACAGCUCCAGCGUGCGCUGGGCCACGCGCAUCCAGGACAUGUUCACAGGCGGGAAGCUGCUGGCCUUGUCCCUCAUCAUCGGCGUGGGCCUUCUCCAGAUCUUCCAAGGACACUUCGAGGAGCUGAGGCCCAGCAAUGCCUUUGCUUUCUGGAUGAUGCCCUCCGUGGGACACCUGGCCCUGGCCUUCCUCCAGGGCUCCUUCGCCUUCAGUGGCUGGAACUUCCUCAACUAUGUCACCGAGGAGAUGGUUGACGCCCGAAAGAACCUACCUCGCGCCAUCUUCAUCUCCAUCCCACUGGUGACCUUUGUGUACACCUUCACCAACAUUGCCUACUUCACGGCCAUGUCCCCCCAGGAGCUGCUCUCCUCCAAUGCGGUGGCUGUGACCUUCGGGGAGAAGCUGCUGGGCUACUUUUCUUGGGUCAUGCCCGUCUCCGUGGCUCUGUCAACCUUCGGAGGGAUCAAUGGCUACCUGUUCACCUACUCCAGGCUGUGCUUCUCUGGAGCCCGCGAGGGGCACCUGCCCAGCCUGCUGGCCAUGAUCCACGUCAGACACUGCACCCCCAUCCCCGCCCUCCUCGUCUGUUGCGGGGCCACAGCCAUCAUCAUGCUCGUGGGCGACACGUACACACUCAUCAACUACGUGUCCUUCAUCAACUACCUCUGCUAUGGCGUCACCAUCCUGGGCCUGCUGCUGCUGCGCUGGAGGCGGCCUGCGCUCCACAGGCCCAUCAAGGUGAACCUUCUCAUCCCCGUGGCAUACUUGGUCUUCUGGGCCUUCCUGCUGGUCUUCAGCUUCAUCUCAGAGCCUAUGGUCUGUGGGGUCGGCGUCAUCAUCAUCCUUACGGGGGUGCCCAUUUUCUUUCUGGGAGUGUUCUGGAGAAGCAAACCAAAGUGUGUGCACAGACUCACAGAGUCCAUGACACGCUGGGGCCAGGAGCUGUGUUUCGUGGUCUACCCCCAGGACGCCCCCGAAGAGGAGAAUGGCCCCUGCCCACCCUCCCUGCUGCCUGCCACAGACAAACCCUCGAAGCCACAAUGAGAUGUUUGUAGAGACUGAAGCAGCUGUUUCUGUUUACAUGUUGUUUAUUGAGGAGGUGUUUUGGCAAAAAAGUUUUGUCUUUUUUUCUUUCUGGGAAAAAAAAAAAAAGAUACGACUCUUAGAAGCCUGUUUUAAGGAAGCCCUAAAAUGUGGACUGGGUUUCCUGUCUUAGCACUGCCCUGCUAGCUUUUCCUGAAAAGGCCUAUAAAUAAACAGGGCUGGCUGUUC